Gigantopelta aegis is the source of this 1053-nucleotide messenger RNA. RefSeq names its product biogenesis of lysosome-related organelles complex 1 subunit 6-like. The record is from RefSeq and is a predicted model, not a curated record. The transcript has 7 exons. The coding region runs from base 89 to 805 and encodes 238 amino acids. Gene Ontology annotation, cellular component: transport vesicle; BLOC-1 complex; extrinsic component of membrane. Lineage: Eukaryota; Metazoa; Mollusca; Gastropoda; Neomphalida; Peltospiridae. Gene Ontology annotation, biological process: intracellular transport.
AGGGACGAUAACUCUGAAUGUCUCGUGAUGGGAGGUUUCCGAUAUAUAUAUUUAUUGAGGAAGUAUGUUGAACACAUUAUGAGUUAAAAUGAGUGAACAAACAGACAUCUCAAGUACGGGUGAUCUAGCUAAUGAAGAUGCUAGCCGGACUCCUGAAGUAAAUGAAAGUGUGACGGGGGACGCAACUGAGAAUAUAACACUGUCUGAUGAAGGAACAAAUAGUCAUGGGGGCACAACUCAGAAGACAACCUCUUCAACUGACAAAAAUGAAGCUGAUGAGAAAUUAACGUCAGAAGAUAACAGUGAGGUGGAGAUGGCGAAUGCUGCAGAAGAUUUAUUUUCUAAUGAAAUUGAUCAGUCUGACGUUACAGCUGGUGGUGACUUCCAAGUUGGUUCCGUUGACCCCGUCAGUGCUGAAGUGAUAGACAAACUGUCCAAUGGAUUCGUGCAGAAAUUCCUACCAAAGUUGGAGAAGGCCCAGCUGUCAUUGAAAGAAGUUCUAGAUAACCAACAGAUACUCAUAGAAAGUGUGGAGCAGGAGAAGGAGAAGUUUGCGGAGUGCACCGCCAUGGAGGAAGUCAACAACACGAUGAUUAAGGCGAGACAGUACUGCACUAAGCUUGUUGCCUUGAAGAAAGAAAUGAUUACACUCCAUGAAAAGUCAGUCAAAUUAAAGAAACGUGCUGUGAAGCUGCAACAACAGAAACAGAAAGAAGAGUUACAGCGAGCCGCGCAGAUUGAGAGAGAACACGAGAAAGAGAGAAUGCUAAACGCCAGGAUCGCCAAAAAGCGGUCCGACUCAUGACCUGUGUUACAUGUAUCUUUAAAGACACGAUCACGUGGCAGUUCAUCUUCUAAAUGUGUGUUGUUGAAUAUUGACAUCCACAUAGCAAAAAAUCAAAGUUUCUUUGCUUUAACAACACGACUAGAACAUACUGAUUUAUUAAUCAUCAGCUAUUAGGCAGUAAAACGCUUGCUUGAUGCACAGUUGGUCUGGGAUCGAUCCCCAUUGGGCUAUUUCAUUUUCCAGCCAAUACACUACGACUUGUAUAU